Molecule: messenger RNA, 891 nt
Organism: Cryphonectria parasitica EP155
Lineage: Eukaryota; Fungi; Ascomycota; Sordariomycetes; Diaporthales; Cryphonectriaceae
Product: HET-domain-containing protein
Exons: 2
Source: RefSeq, a predicted model, not a curated record
UACAUAGCCCUUAGUUAUUGCUGGGGCCAGCGGGAACAGCCCAUGGCGACGACGACUACAAAUCUGCGCGACCGCAUGGAAAGGGGCUUUUCUCUGUCGGAUAUGCCGGAGACGAUCCGCGACGCAAUACUAGUCACUCGCAGACUUGGCUUUCGAUGCCUUUGGGUGGACUCGUUGUGCAUUCUGCAAGACUUCCGCGCAGACAAAAAGGCGGAAAUCAAGAAGAUGGCGGGCAUUUUCGAAGGGGCCUUCCUGACAAUCGUUGCCGCGAGCGCCUCCGUCGUGACACAAGGCUUUCUAUCCCCUCAACAUGUGGAACUCCCGCGGGAAAUAAAUAGCAUUCCGGUCUGGAACCACGAUGGCCGUGUCGGGCGCGCACUGCUUCAAGAGCCGGGUCUAGUACGCUCGGAGCCAGACCCGAUUCACUAUCGUGCCUGGACUUUUGAGGAGUUGCUGCUUUCUCCUCGAAGACUUGUAUACUCGGGCCGACAACUGAUUUGGACGUGCCGACUUCCACAAGAACCCUUUGAAAUGGAACAAGAUGAUGACUCCGACCAUGCGCCACCUUUCCCAAUGGCAUUCAAGGACUAUUGGGCUGCUGUGCUGCGACAAUACACAGCACGAACACUCACCCACCCCCAAGAUCGGCUAGUUGCUGUGCAAGGCAUCGUCUCUAGACUCAGCGACAUCACAGGUCAUCAGUACGAAGCUGGCAUAUGGAAAGACUACCCCAUCUCCAGUUUCUGUUGGCACUAUGAUUCCCAGGGUGGCAAUGAGGAUGACCUGGCCCCAGCCAAUAACAAGGUGACCAUUCCAGAGACAAGAGAUCAAGCAAUCGAAUGUCCAACUUGGUCAUGGGGAUCAGUAACGGAUCCAGUCUGUCUCCCUGAU